AAUCUCCAAACAAAACUCAUGUUUUGUGGUUAGUGGUUAUUACUUGCUAUUACAGGUGAAUUCUGAUUAUUUUAAUUUGUUGAUAAUUGAAAAAAAAAAAUAGGAAUUAAAAGCGUGUCAUAAAUUAUUCAUACGAGACGAUAAUCAAAGUUGAUAUCAUUGUUUGUUCUACAGUGUAUUAUAAAAAAAUGAAAAUUACAUAUGACAUAUUUAAUUAAAGUUAUUUUGAUCACAGUGAAUAGAUGUUCAUCGAAUAUUCUUGACACCUGAAGAUAAGAUAAUUUUUUGUUCAAUACUCUGAAUCUUUUUAAUAUUAGUUAAUUCAUGAACUGACAAUGGAACAGCUGGGGGCCAGCGUUAUAAGUUUAAGAAAUAUUUCCAAUAAAGAUGACGAAGAAGAUGAAAUACCACAAAAUUUGAUUAGCAGUAAUAAAUCUCUCAACAUACCAGAGCUUGACAGUUGGAAAUGUUUGUUACCACAGAUAUUAGCAGCUUUCGCAGCAGCGUCCUUCCACACAGGAAAUGGAAUAUCAAUGGCAUAUUCUGCAGUAUUAAUUUCACAGCUCGAACAACCAGAUAGUGAUUUCAAAGCUACUAAUGCCGAAAAUGCUUUUAUGGCUAGUAUCAUAAUACUGGUAGCCCCAGUUGCCUCAGUGAUGAGUGGUUUUCUGAUGGACAAAUUGGGCAGACUCAACACAAUAAAAUUAGCCGUAAUUCCUGGUGUAAUAGGAUGGACGAUAGUUGCACUGGCUCAGAAUAUACAAGUAGUUAUUGUUGGUAGAAUUUUAACUGGAAUCGCUUCGUCUUGGGGAACAAAUCCGGCAAUAGUAUAUAUAACCGAAAUUGGAAAUCCUAAGAUAAGAAUGUCCUUAAUGCAACUUGGAUCUGCGUAUGUCUCCUUAGGUAUGAUAAUCACUUAUUUGGGAGGGUGGUAUAUGCACUGGAGAAUAGUAGCGUGGAUCUCUAACGUGUUUAUAUUAUUAACUGGCUUAUCGGUCUGUUUUAUACACGAGAGUCCUCUCUGGUUGAUUUUUAGAGGAAAAUUUAAGUCGGCCAAAAAAUCAUUGAAUUGGUUCUACAAACAUCAACCAGUUCCUGCAGGAAAUGGAGAAACUUAUGCUGAUCUUCAAUUUAAGAUACUGAAAAAACAGGAAGAAGAAGCUCAAGAAAAGCGAAGAAAUAAAGGAACAAUUAUAGAUUUAGCGAAAGAGUUUAUGAAACCCAGUGGUUACAAACCGCUGAUAAUAAUGUGUCCAUUAUUUUUCUGCCAACAUUUCUCUGGAAUUUACAUCACCAUGUUCUACUCCAUUACUUUUAUAAAGGAAGCUGGAACUAAUAUUGAUGGAUACUUCGCCUCGGUGAUGAUUGGUGUGAUUCGUUUUAUAAUGGCUACUUCUAAUGUUUUUAUUCUGAAAUAUGUCAAUAGACGAACAGCUAUCAUGGUCAGUUCAUUAGGAAUGGCAAUAUUUAUGUAUAUUUCUGGACAGUACACUCUUUGGAUAAAAGAAGGAGAAACCACUGCAAAAUGGGUUCCAGUUGCUUCGUUGUUGAUGUAUGUGGUAUGCUCUGUGACAGGUCUCAUGUUUCUACCGUUCAUGGUAAUAUCAGAAUUAUUUCCAUUAGCAAUUAGAGGAGUUGGUUAUACGAUAGGUUACAGCUUCUCGAUGUUGUUCAUGUUUGCAUCAUUGCAAAGUUACUAUGGUCUGAAUGCAGCAUUGGGAGGAUCAACUAACCUACAAUGGUUCUUUGCUGUAGUUUGUACGAUGGGAGCCGUUUAUACUUAUAUCUUCCUUCCAGAAACAAGGGGGAAGAAAUUAAAUGAGAUUACGGAAAAUUUCCAGAAGGGAUGGUUAUAUAUUGGAAAGAGCCACAAAGAACAAGAUUCAUCAGUUACAUGUCGUACAGUUUGAAUAUACGAAAAAUGAUAUUUUAUAUCAAAUGUUUUAAAUAAAUCAAUGAAAUUUUUACCAACCA
Molecule: messenger RNA, 1974 nt
Organism: Diorhabda sublineata
Lineage: Eukaryota; Metazoa; Arthropoda; Insecta; Coleoptera; Chrysomelidae
Product: facilitated trehalose transporter Tret1-like
Exons: 11
Coding region: 336-1910 (524 amino acids)
Biological process (GO): transmembrane transport
Cellular component (GO): membrane
Molecular function (GO): transmembrane transporter activity
Source: RefSeq, a predicted model, not a curated record